Messenger RNA from Melanotaenia boesemani (Boeseman's rainbowfish), 2071 nucleotides. RefSeq names its product Yip1 domain family, member 1 (gene yipf1). Gene Ontology annotation, cellular component: membrane; Golgi apparatus. The transcript is spliced from 10 exons. The record is from RefSeq and is a predicted model, not a curated record. Gene Ontology annotation, biological process: vesicle-mediated transport. NCBI's taxonomy places the organism in Eukaryota, Metazoa, Chordata, Actinopteri, Atheriniformes, Melanotaeniidae. Bases 266 to 1177 code for a protein of 303 amino acids. Gene Ontology annotation, molecular function: small GTPase binding.
AAGUAACACAUAGUUUAAAUUAAAAUUAUCUUUUACAGACAUUACAAUUAACUUCACACAGCCCCGUUUUAUAUAUACCAAAUUUAAAAUAAUGAAGUCAUUACUUUGAAGAUUGUUCAAUAACCGGAACAUGGCUUGUUUACAUGGCUGUCACAUCCUACAGCUACCUGGCUAACCUAGCUUAAAGAAAUCAAAUACAUUUAGGGUGUUUUGUUGGAUAAUUUGUGCCAACAGAUUACUGUGGGACAAAUAUCGUUGAAGGGGAAUGGCGUCAGACAGUGAUCCAUUUCAGUUUCGGGAAUUUGAAGAAGCAGGCAAUCUUUUGGAAGCCAAUAAAGAUGCAGUCACCAUUAGCAUUGGGGAUGAGGACCAAAAGCCCCAGAGACAAAGAAAUGCUGCUGGUUUUGUUCCAUAUGCUGCUAAUGACGACCCACUCAGCACUGAUGACAGAGCAGAGCUCCUCCCCGGACAAAAGAAGAAUGCCCCUUUCUGGACGUUUGAGUAUUAUCAAAGAUUUUUUGACGUUGAGACGCACCAUGUGAAGGAGAGGAUCAUUGGAUCAGUGCUACCAUGGCCUGGAAAGAACUUUAUUCAAAUUUAUCUUCGAAAAAAUCCUGAUAUUUACGGACCAUUCUGGAUUUGCACCACUCUUGUGUUUGCUGUUGCCAUUAGUGGAAACGUAUCCAACUUUGUGUUCAACUUUGGCAACCCAAAUUAUAGAUACACCCCAGAGUUUGGAAAAGUGACCAUGGCUGCUACAGCGAUCUUCAGCUACGCCUGCUUGGUGCCUCUCGCUCUUUGGGGUUUGCUGCUGUGGAGAAGCAACAAGAUCAUGAACUUGGUGUCGUUCUCAUUCAUGGAGAUCGUCUGUGUGUACGGAUAUUCUCUGUCAAUUUACAUACCUGCUGUGGUCUUGUGGAUUCUCCCAUAUGAAUGGUUCAGAUGGUGCUCCAUCGUGGUGGCGCUCUGCCUAUCCGGCUCAGUCUUGGUGAUAACCUUCUGGCCUGCGGUCAGGGACGACCACCCCAAAGUCAUUGUGGCAGUCGUGUCAAUCAUUGUUUUGCUGAACAUCCUUCUGGCUGUAGGUUGUAAGACCUAUUUCUUUAGCAACCCACAGCCACCACUACGGAACAGCUCUCUGGCCACAGUGGCAGUCAAGCCAGCGCCAUCGACUUGAAAGCCUUGCAUUGUAUGAAGGUUCUCCUGUUGCCUUAUUAGAGAGACUCAGGUUGCUGUGCUGAUGAAGUCAUGGGACGUCUGAAUUUCACCCUCAUUUGGACAUUCCAGCUUAACGCCUGUAGAAGCCAGCUUGUACACUUGUUGAAGCAGCAUGACCUCUGAAAAUGAACACUGGUACCAUGUAUGUUAUUUCUAAUGGGAUGGGCUUGAAACCUGCUUAAAGUUAAGCAGGGUAUGGUAUUACCCGGCACACAAGAUCUGCUUGUAGUGUAGUAGUUUUAAGCAUUGUAGUAUCAAGAUUAUUUUUGGAUUGCCAGUUCUUACAUUAAUGGUGGUGGCAUCAGUGACGUUUUGUAUAUGCAUUUCUUUUAUAUACCUAUAAGAGGAACUGGCAGAUCUAUUUUGUGUAGAUAAUAUGAACAUUUACUGGUGAUGGUGAGGAUUAAUUAUUAUGUACCCUUUAAAGAAAAAGGAAUUUUUGUUUAAGGUUAAGUGCUGUCACUUAGUGCCAAAGUUCUGUCCUAAGUUUUUAGGGUAUUCUGUAAAUAUUUUAUACCUCAUAUGUUAUGAAAAAGGCAUAUAAUAAAAUUCACUAUCCAUUCUUAAUUCAAGUGUUUAAUGGUGAGAACUAAAAUGGUAAUUGCAGCAUGCUUUUAUAUUUUUCAAAAAACUCUUCUGUUUUGAAUGUUUUCAAUGAAAUCUACAUCAAACGUGGAAAGAAAAUCCUAAAUUUCAACUAAAGUAAAAUAUUUGAUCAAAUCUAUUUGAUUAAUAUCCAGUGUACGUCAUUUGUUAUAUCAAAUAGUUUCUCUCCAGAUUGCUAAUAAAAAUAUCCACUGACUUGACAAUUGCAUCUAACAGCAGAUGAUUAAAAAGAUUUAUGUAAAAACUU